AAAAAAAAGUAGGAGACUUUCGCCUCCAUUACAUAGGUCCCACUUCUUUGAAUCAGAUGAAGGCGAAUGCUUUGACUAGUCAUUUCGGUAGGAGAGUUCCAGCGCAAAAACUAAUUUUAGUUGUAGGAUAUAUAUAUGUGUAUGAUCUGAGCGAUACGAUACAUUGAUAUCUCUUCCUCUUGGAAUAUUUGAUAAAGUAGAAAGAAUAAAAAAUGAGAAGUUUAUGCAUGGUCUUCCAAUUGCUGCUGCUGCUGCUGCAUUCUUGGUGCAUGGUAUGUGUGGCCCUCUCUUCUUCUUCAUCAAAUAAUGUCACUGAUCAAAUGGCUCUCCUUGCGUUCAAGUCUGCAAUCAAGUUGGACCCCGACAAUGUGUUAGGGAGUAAUUGGACUGAGAAAAGCAACUUGUGUGAAUGGGUUGGCGUGACAUGUAGCCGUCGACACAGGCAAAGAGUCGCAGCUUUGGUUCUCAAUGGCUCUGGGCUCCAUGGCACCAUCUCCCCUCAUGUUGGUAACCUCUCUUUCCUUGCGAGGCUAGACCUUAGAACUAACAAUUUCCAUGGUCAUCUUGUUCAGGAGAUCAGUCUUUUGAGACGCUUGAAGGCACUCAUAUUACAAGAUAACAAAUUAGAAGGGGUGAUCCCGGCAAGUUUACACCACUGCCAACAACUUCAAGUCAUUUCUUUGGUAGGUAAUGGAUUUAGUGGCAGCAUACCAAAAGAAUUGAGCAGCCUACCCAGUCUCCGCAUGCUUUUUCUCGGAACAAACAACCUCACAGGUACAAUUCCACCUUUCUUGGGUAACAUUUCCAGCUUAAAGUGGCUUGGUUUGGAUUACAACCAAUUUUACGGGAACAUACCUAAUGAGAUAGGUCAUAUUCCAUAUUUGGAAGGAAUUAGCUUGGCUGCUAAUUAUCUCACUGGAUCUGUACCUCCAUCCCUAUUCAACAUCUCCUCCAUACAAGAGAUUCAGUUACCGUUUAUGAAUCUUUCAGGAAAACUUCCAUCCAUUUCUGAGCCUGGCCUUCUUAAUCUUGAAAUACUUAACCUUGCAGAGAAUCAAUUCAGUGGAAACAUCCCUGAAUAUCUGUCCAAUUCUUCUAUGCUCGAUACAUUAGUACUAGCGUACAAUCAAUUUACUGGAACUGUGCCUACAAGUCUAGCCCACUUAAAACUACUUGCAACACUUAAUCUGGGUGUAAAUCUGCUAACAAUAGAACCAGGAAGCCAUGAACUUGAUUUUAUCACGUAUUUGACAAACUCGAGCUCCCUGGAGCAGUUGAUCAUAGAUAAUAAUCCAUUUCAUGGCAUGUUACCAGAUUCUAUGAAUAAUGGAAAUCUUUCUACUUCCCUGCUGAUGUUUGAUGCAUUUAAUUGCCAACUGAUGGGUCGAAUUCCUGAAGGAAUUGGUUCCUAUACAAACUUGACUUAUCUCAACCUGAGCAACAACAGCUUGAAUGGAACCAUUCCCUCCACAAUUGGGAGGCUGAAAGGUCUUCAAAAGUUGUAUCUUUAUGAUAAUGAGAUUGAAGGAUCCAUUCCGAAUGAGAUUUGCCUUUUAAACAAUGUGGGAAAUGUUUAUCUCCAUAACAAUAAGCUCUCUGGACCAAUCCCUCACUGCAUUGGAAAUCUUACUAGGUUGCAGAGAUUGUUCUUGCAGUCUAAUUCAUUGAACUCAUCGAUACCACUGAAUUUAUGGAGCCUUGAUAAUCUGUUGUUCUUGAAUCUGUCACUCAAUUCGUUAAGUGGAAGCCUGGAUCCAAGCAUUAGAGCAGUGAAAUCCCUUGAGAGCAUAGAUUUAUCUUGGAACCAAAUCUCUGGUAACAUUCCAAUCAUUUUGGGAGUCUUUGAAAGCCUCAAUUCUCUCAACUUGUCCAGAAAUUCAUUUUCAGGACCCAUACCUGAAUCACUUGGCAAACUGAUUACACUGGAUUUCUUGGACCUCUCCCAAAACAACCUAUCAGGUUCAAUACCUAGGUCUCUACAGGCAAUAUCUCAUCUCAAACACUUGAAUCUCUCUUUCAAUAAGCUAUCUGGGGAGAUUCCAAGUGGAGGGCCUUUCGGAAACUUCACAGCGCAAUCUUUUAUGGAGAAUGAAGCGCUCUGUGGGAAACCUAUUUUACAGGUCCCGCCAUGCAUGAGUUCUGAUGCUAAACAAUUUCCCUUCAAAUAUGUUAUUCCAAUUACCAUUGCAUCAGUGACAAUCUUUGUUGCUAUGUUGUACAUCAUGCUGAAAAUACGUCGUGGGAAUAACGCACAAGAUCAUAAUUUAGCUCCUUUAUCAGAUGCAGGGGAGCAUAGGUUUUUUUCAUAUCAGGAGCUUUGUCGUGCUACAGAUAACUUUUGUGAAGCCUACUUGAUUGGAUUGGGAAGUUUUGGUUCAGUAUAUAAGGGAAUACUUUCUGAUGGAAUAAACGUUGCAGUGAAAAUUCUAAAUUUACAACUUGAAGGAGCUUUUAAAAGUUUUGAAGCAGAGUGCAAAGUGUUGCGAACAGUUAGGCAUAGGAAUCUUGUGAAGGUCAUAAGUGUAUGCUCUAACACUGAGUUAGGAGCUUUGGUUUUGCAGUACAUGCCUAAUGGAAGUCUAGAGAAGUGGAUUCACAGCUACUGCUUGAGUCUCCUUCAAAGGGUCAGUACCAUGAUUGAUGUUGCAUCGGCUUUGGAAUAUCUCCAUCAUGGUCAAUCAGAGCCUAUUGUCCACUGUGAUUUGAAGCCUAGCAAUGUCCUUUUAGAUGAAGACAUGGUUGCACAUGUGAGUGACUUUGGCAUUGCGAGGAUAUUAGCUAACAACUGGACUGCAACACAAACGAAGACUCUUGGUACACUGGGCUACAUGGCGCCUGAGUAUGGUUCAGAAGGAAGAGUGUCCAUUAAAGGUGAUGUCUACAGCUACGGGAUAAUGUUGUUGGAAAUGUUCACAAAAAAGAAACCGACAGAUGAAAUGUUCACUGGAGAGGUAAGUCUGAGGGAAUGGGUGAAUGCAUCAUUUCCCCACAAUAUAAUGGAAGUCAUGGACAGUGGUUUGUUAAAGGCAGGAGGAGAAGAAAUUGUUGGCACACAGAGUAUUUUUCGGGCCAUCAUGGAAUUAGGCUUGGAGUGUUCCACAGAGUUUCCAGAAGACAGAAGUGACAUCAAAGAAGUGGCAGCUAAGCUGAACAAAAUCAAAUUGUUGUUGCUUUUGUGAUCAGCUUAUUGAUGUGUGUUGUAUUUGACCCUUCCAUAUAAGUGGCCUGUUUAUAGUUUUACUCCAGAACUGGUGUUGUGUGUAACAUAUGGCCGUAACUCCAAUAAAAAUAGGUUUGUUGAA
This is a messenger RNA of Cornus florida, 3302 nucleotides long. Its product is annotated as receptor kinase-like protein Xa21. The record is from RefSeq and is a predicted model, not a curated record. Lineage: Eukaryota; Viridiplantae; Streptophyta; Magnoliopsida; Cornales; Cornaceae. Bases 213 to 3179 code for a protein of 988 amino acids. Gene Ontology annotation, biological process: protein phosphorylation. Gene Ontology annotation, molecular function: protein kinase activity; receptor serine/threonine kinase binding; ATP binding. The transcript is spliced from 2 exons.